UGAAAAGCUUUUGGACCAAACAUACAAAACCCGAAACCGAAACCCAAAAUUUGGGCUUUUCUCAAAAUUAGGGCACAGCUUAUCCGAACGCACCAUCGAAAUCCACUCGAAAAUCAUCGUUCUUCGUAAAAAGGAAACAAAAAGGGUCAUGUCUGUUGAUAACUCUGUUGUUGAUUCUUCGGUGACUGAUUGGAAGCUUGACGUGGAGAAUAAAAACAAUCGAGAGAGCCCAAAUGAGAAAGUAGACAAGGAUGCUUACCGUUCUGGGGCAGAAGAUCAAGACGUUUCCUGCGAACAGGUCGGGACCUCAAACACAAAUAAAAGGAGUAAAUCCGGUGAUACGAGAUAUUUCAUCAUAAAGAGUUUAAACCUCGAAAACAUCCAAUUAUCAAUUCAGAGAGGAAUUUGGGCCACCCAAGUGAUGAACGAACCGAUCUUGGAAGAAGCUUAUCACAAUUCUGGUAAGGUGAUAUUAAUAUAUAGUGUUAAUAUGAGCGGCUACUUUCAAGGGUAUGCUCAAAUGAUGUCAUCGGUUGGUUGGAGAAGAGACAACGUUUGGAGUAAUGGAUAUGGCGGAAGCAAACCGUGGGGUCGUAGUUUUAAGGUAAAAUGGCUACGGUUACAUGACCUGCCGUUUCAGAAAACUCUUCAUUUAAAGAACCCUUUGAAUGACUACAAACCGGUUAAAAUCAGCAGAGAUUGCCAGGAGUUACCUCAAGAUAUUGGAGAAGCUCUAUGUGAACUGAUUGAUGGGGAGGGGGAGGGUGGAAUGGACGAAAACCAGACGUUUUGCGGUUUACAAGAUAUGGGCCCCAUGCAUUUAGGACCAUUGAUGUAUCCUUCGUUCUACCAGCAUGCAUCACCGCAAAACCCGUUUAUUAGCAGAAGCGUUGAUGAUGUGGAUAUUGGCGGCGAUGGUUCUUCGUUAUAUGAUGGGUGGGAUACGUCUGCAGAAAGAAGCCUACAUGCUAAUGCUCUUACCGAUGAUGAUAUUCUUGAUAUGACAUAUGAAGAGUACCUCGAAGCGCAUAGCAGAGGCAACCGAAUUUCACAUCAAUCGGUGAACGAGUCUUCCCGAAAAAGUCGAGAUUCAUCUGUUAGCAAAGCGAACGAUGAUGACGCUUAUUCACGAUCCCGCUCAAAGAAGAGGGCUCGCCAUCAUGAUGGCCAUAGUCAUGAUGAUCAUCAUAGUCGUCGUGAUCAUCAUCGUCACCAUUCGUCCUCUAAAUGAGAGUAGGAUGAAGUUAGUUUCCGUUUAUUCAUUGAUUGGUGGGCGGCGAAGUUAUGUGACAAAGGAAAAUGUUUUGGUGAUAUGUAAAGUACCAUUUUAAUUGAUAAUAUGUGUAAACUGAAUUUGUAAAUACAUGUUCUACUGUUUUUGUUAUCAUUUAAAUAGUGGUGACCAUUAGAGGCAAGUAAUUUAUCUUUUCUUGUA
Molecule: messenger RNA, 1435 nt
Organism: Helianthus annuus (common sunflower)
Lineage: Eukaryota; Viridiplantae; Streptophyta; Magnoliopsida; Asterales; Asteraceae
Product: 3'-5' RNA helicase YTHDC2
Exons: 8
Coding region: 149-1231 (360 amino acids)
Biological process (GO): mRNA splicing, via spliceosome; regulation of mRNA splicing, via spliceosome
Cellular component (GO): nucleoplasm
Molecular function (GO): mRNA binding; N6-methyladenosine-containing RNA reader activity
Source: RefSeq, a predicted model, not a curated record